Triticum urartu is the source of this 1023-nucleotide messenger RNA. NCBI's taxonomy places the organism in Eukaryota, Viridiplantae, Streptophyta, Magnoliopsida, Poales, Poaceae. The record is from RefSeq and is a predicted model, not a curated record.
AAGUGAAGAUCUAGCUACCUAGCUAGCUUAUAUAGUGUGAGCGUUGGUGGGAGAAAUUGAAAUAACAUAUGUAUAGUAAUCAAUUAGUUAAGGAGAUCGAAGAGCUAGCAUGGCUAGGGGCAAGAUUGUGAUUAGGAGGAUUGAGAAGAUGAGCAGCAGACAGGUCACCUUCUCCAAGCGGCGUCAUGGCCUGAUGAAGAAGGCACAUGAGCUGGCAAUCCUCUGUGAUGUCCAGGUCGGUGUCAUCGUCUUCUCCUCCACCGGUCGCCUCUACGAGUAUGCCAGCUCCACCACCACCACCACCAUGGGCAUGCCUUCCAUCAUUCAUAAGUACCAAUCUGCACAGGAGAACCACCAGCUGUUGAAUCCAGUGUCACAAAUCAUGUUUUGGGAAGGUGAAGUACGGAAAUUACAGCAGGAAAUGCAGAUACUUCAAGAUCAUCAUCGGAAGCUAAUGGGGGAGAGAUUAUCAAACCUAGGAGUCAACGACUUGUGUUUAUUGGAAAAUCAACUAGAGAAGAGCUUACGUUGUAUUAGAGAGAAGAAGGAACAAAGUUUUGCCAACUAUAUUGUACAACUCAAUGAAAAGGGAUAUAUCUUCCAUCAAGAGAAUUUUCAACUCUCUGAGGAAACAAAGCUUAUACAUGAACAAAACUUGGAAUUAAAGAACAAGCUAUAUGCAUUGAAUGGAUCUACUACGGGUGCAACAUGUUAUCAUCCAAGGCAGAGUAUAUAUGAAAAGUAUUAAGGUGCAUUGCUGGCUGCUGCCAAUUAUAUUUCAAGUAUUUUCAACCUGGCAGCCUCUUCUGGUUGUUGAGUUAAUAGUGUCAUACGUGAGCUGGAUGUGCGUACGUGUGUGUGUGCGCGACUGUGCUUGUGUAAAUAAAAGCUAGCUUCAAAAUGCUUUCACGAAGAAUCUGAAGUAUUUUUCAAGUGCUAACUGAAUGGAAAAAAAUAAAGAUGCUUGAAUUUAGCUUGAAAUAAAAAAGCAGCAGGGAGAAUCAGUGGCUCCAGCUUUGUCCA